Symsagittifera roscoffensis is the source of this 1607-nucleotide messenger RNA. RefSeq names its product sialin-like. The record is from RefSeq and is a predicted model, not a curated record. NCBI's taxonomy places the organism in Eukaryota, Metazoa, Xenacoelomorpha, Acoela, Convolutidae. The coding region runs from base 1 to 1521 and encodes 506 amino acids. Gene Ontology annotation, molecular function: transmembrane transporter activity. The transcript is spliced from 5 exons. Gene Ontology annotation, biological process: monoatomic anion transport; transmembrane transport. Gene Ontology annotation, cellular component: membrane.
AUGUCGAAAGCAUCGUCGAAGUGUGAAACGGAUACCUUACUAGGCGAGAGUUCUGGCGACAUAGGGCAAUCUUUGGAACUAAGUUAUAAUUCAUUCUUUUCCACCCGAAAUUGCAUUGCAUACGCGGGAAUGGUUGGAUAUUUCCUUGCUUAUUCAUCCCGUAUUAUUCUGAGCGUGGCUAUUAAUGCCAUGGUAGUUCAGAUACCAGAAACUAACGCUGUUAAUGAAAAUUGCCCCUUGCAUCACAAUUCGACAGCAGAACUGAUUCCUGGUCACUUGGAGAAAGGUACAUUUAACUGGACAGUUAAAGAACAAGGAUACGUUCUGUCGUCUUUCUUCUACGGCUCUGGCCUCACACAAUUCCCAUCCGGAAUCAUAGCUAGCAAAUUUGGAGGCAAACUAUCUUUUGCAAUUGGCGUUGUGGGAACUGGAAUUUGUACCUUCUUAACUCCGACUUUUGCGUUUAUUGGGGUGUACGAAUUAUGUGCACUUCGAUUCCUCAUGGGAAUUUUACAGGGCUUAGUGUUCACUUCGAUGAAUCAUCUGAUGGGCGUUUGGGUGCCCGAGUUCGAGAGGAGUUUCUACUCGGCCUUGGUUGGUGGUGCCGCUGACAUCGGGAAUAUUUUCUCUCCUAUAAUUGCGGGCUAUUUGUGCUCCUUAGACUUCAUGCAUGGAUGGCCGUUAAUUUUCUACCUCCAUGGUCUUAUCUCCCUGGGCUGGCUUAGUGUGUGGUGGAGAGUGGCAUCCGACACCCCUUCGUCCCACCCGAGGAUUUUGGAGGCCGAGAUGACUUACAUCACCAACAACACUGCCCAGUCAACCACACGCACACCCUUUCCAUGGAAAAGAGCUUUGACCAAUGGGCCUGUUCUGGCCCUAAUAGUAGCCCAGUCUUGCUCUAACUGGAUCAACAUUGGAGUGAUGUUGCUGCUCUCGCCCUACAUAUCCAGGGUACUCAACUACGACUUGUCUGCUAACGGCAUCUUCAGCUGUCUCCCAUGGCUCUGCAGUAGUUCCAUGAUCUUAGUUUUCUCGUCCCUCACCGACCUGUUACGUAAGAAACGAAUCGUAUCAACAGGAGUCGCCAGAAAAGUCAACCAAUCAGUGGGCUCUUUUCUUCCCGCUGUUCUUUUCAUUCUCGCCGCGCAUUCGGGCUGCAACACUUCUACAACUAUUCUUCUGUUCACGCUUGGAAUGGUGUGCUUCGCGGCAACAUUUUCAGGCUAUCACUGCAACCAUCUAGACCUUGCGCCGAACUAUGCUGGAAUUUUGUUCGCUGUUUGCAACCAGUUCGCUGUGUUGCCUGGAAUUAUGUUGCCGAACUUUGUAACUUAUUACACUCAAAAUAACGUACACAGUCCUGAAUUAUGGCAGAAUGUUUUCUACUUGUUAGGGGGGAUAAGCUCAAUUGGGGGAGUUAUUUACCUGCUUUUCGGAUCUGGAGAAAGGCAGAAAUGGAGCUAUGAGACAGAAAUUGAAACUGAAAAUGAGUAUCAAGUUUUGAAAUUGGAGAAGAGCUAACAUUCAGUCCACUUCUGACUUAAUUUUUUCAAAGCUUCCAUAUCUUCAUUUGGAUAGAACUGAUUAAAAACAUUGAGAGAAAAGUA